UUGAAAGUCUAUCAAAACGACUUCCGUUUCUGAGCCGGUUAACUCAGACUGACUUGCCGCUGCUGACAGCUGCUCCUGUCGAGCCGGGGGGCGGUGGAAGGGGAGUGGAUCCAGGGAAUCUGGCUGAUAGGAGAUUCUUCUCCGCCGUCCUUAUCGUGCAGUGUCCAAACUUGCGGGAGAAGGCUGCGAUUAUAUUAACAAACUGAGAUAUCCUUCAGCUUCUCCUCCCAACUUCUUCUCCCAGGUUUCCUUCUCUGCCCAGAGGACACCAAAACGUGGGGAACCGGUUUUUUUUGUACUGUUUGCUUUCCUUUGUAAAUGUUAAGAAACGUUGCAUAUGGCUUUUGCGGUAUCCUAGUCUACUUUUUUUCCCACAUUAUCAGCGUGCAACAUCCUGCAUCUGCUAUCGCCCUGGCAACCAGAACUCCUCUCCAUCAUUCUCAGGCGCUUCAUCCCUCACCAUCAGCCUCCGAGAGAUAUAAUCAAAAACAAAAUAUCUGCUUUUGACGCUCGUGCUCCAAGUGGAAGCAGGUUGUUUUCUUCACACGUGGCUCUUCAAACUCUGUUUUUUUUUUUUAAUUCUUUUUUCUUCUUCUUUUUUUUUAACCAGUAAGGUUCAUGUGUCGGAGAAAUCUUUUCUCUCAGCACCAAAAUGCCUGUGAGACGCGGUCAUGUUGCGCUCCAGAACACCUACCUGGACACUAUCAUCAGGAAAUUCGACGAGCAAAAUCGCAAGUUUCUGAUCGCCAAUGCCCAGAUGAAGAACUGUGGCAUCAUCUACUGCAACGAAGGCUUCUGCCAGAUGUUUGGUUUCGCCAGGGCGGAGAUCAUGCAGCAGCCCUGUACCUGCCAGUUCUUAGUGGGUCCAGGCACCAUGAAGAGCGCCCUGGCCCAGCUGGCGCAGGCCCUGCUUGGCUCAGAGGAGCGCAAGGUGGAGAUCCUCUACUACGAUAAGGAAGGAACCUGCAGACCAUGCCUGGUGGACAUUGUCCCAGUAAAAAGUGAGGAAGGCAUUGUCAUCAUGUUCAUCCUCGACUUCCAGGAGCUCAUUGAUCCCGCAAUUAAGAAGUCAGGCCUUAAGCAGAGAGUCGCCCAAGGAUGGAUUUACUGUCAGAAUCGCAGGUUGAAGAUGAGGCUGCCGGUGCUGCGGUCCAUGCGACGACCUUCACUUUCCAAAGAUCAGUUUGAAGGAGUGGUAGUGGACUACCUGCAGCCCAACAGCGAGGAAGUCCCCCUCAAAGAGUUUCGCAUCCCGUCCAAGGAGAGCUGCAUGCAGUCUGAGACGGAAGCUCUGAUAGAACAAGACCUGGAUCCUCCCUCCCCUGUAGCUCAGCCCUCCACCAAGCGGCGCUCCCUACUGACAGACCGCCUGGACCCUGGCAGUGCCUUCCCCAGGGGGACGUUACCUCGAAGCUGUUCUCGGGACAGCGUCCGCAGCCUCCGACGCGCCUCAUCACUGGACGACAUUGAUGGCAUGAGGGCAGAAUGGAGCAGUCGACCUGGAGACCCCCGACCCAACAGCAAUCUGAAGCCCAGUGCUCUGAACUCCACAUCAGACUCGGACCUGAUGAGACUUAGGACCAUCGGCCGCAUCCCUCAGGUUACUCUCACUUUCGGAUCGGACAGGAUGAGACCUCCUUCGCCCACCGAGAUUGAAAUCAUUGCACCCAGCAAGAUAAAAGACCGAACCCAGAAUGUCACAGAGAAGGUCACUCACGUCACUCAGGUGUUGUCUCUAGGUGCUGACGUGCUACCAGAGUACAAGCUCCAGGCCCCACGCAUCCACAAAUGGACAAUCCUCCACUACAGCCCUUUCAAAGCAGUAUGGGACUGGGUCAUUCUGCUGCUGGUCAUCUACACCGCCAUCUUUACACCGUACUCGGCCGCUUUCCUUCUCAACGAGGUGGAGGAAGAGCGGAGGAGAACCUGUGGCUACACCUGCAAUCCGCUCAAUGUGGUGGACCUGGUGGUGGAUGUCAUGUUCAUCGUGGACAUCCUCAUCAACUUUAGGACCACCUACGUCAACCACAAUGACGAGGUGGUCAGCCACCCGGGACGCAUCGCACAGCACUAUUUCAAGGGCUGGUUCCUCAUUGACAUCGUGGCUGCCAUCCCCUUCGAUCUGCUCAUAUUCCGCUCCGGCUCUGAGGAGCCUCAGACAACCACUCUGAUUGGCCUACUGAAAACAGCCAGACUGCUGAGAUUGGUACGAGUGGCCAGGAAGUUGGACCGCUACUCAGAAUAUGGAGCUGCAGUCCUUUUCCUCCUCAUGUGUACCUUUGCCCUCAUCGCUCAUUGGCUGGCCUGUAUCUGGUAUGCCAUCGGCAACGUGGAGCGCACCGGCUCUGCCCGCAUUGGAGGCAUGAAGAUCGGCUGGCUGGACAACUUGGCUGAACAGAUUGGUAAACAGUACAAUGACAGUGACGCAGCCUCGGGCCCCUCCAUCAAGGACAAGUAUGUUACAGCCCUGUACUUCACCUUCAGCAGCCUGACCAGUGUGGGUUUUGGGAACGUCUCACCCAACACCAACCCAGAGAAGAUCUUCUCCAUCUGUGUCAUGCUCAUAGGCUCUCUGAUGUACGCCAGUAUCUUUGGUAAUGUAUCGGCCAUCAUUCAGAGACUGUAUUCAGGGACAGCCCGGUACCACACUCAGAUGCUGCGGGUCAAAGAGUUCAUCCGUUUCCACCAGAUCCCAGGAGGCCUGAGACAGAGGUUGGAGGAGUACUUCCAACAUGCCUGGUCCUAUACUAACGGCAUCGACAUGAACGCUGUAGGUCAAGUUUUAAAGGGUUUCCCUGAGUGUCUACAGGCUGACAUCUGCCUCCAUUUGAACCGCAGCUUGCUGCAGAACUGCAAAGCUUUUCGAGGUGCCAACAAAGGCUGUUUGCGGGCUCUAGCCAUGCGAUUCAAAACCACCCACGCUCCGCCAGGUGACACUCUGGUCCACAGUGGGGACAUUCUUACCGCCCUCUACUUCAUUUCCAGAGGCUCUAUAGAGAUCCUCAGGGACGACGUAGUGGUGGCCAUACUAGGAAAGAACGAUAUCUUUGGUGAGUCCAUCAGUCUGUAUGGGAGGCCAGGUAAAUCCAGCGCUGACGUCAGGGCGUUGACCUACUGCGACCUUCACAAGAUCCUGAGAGAUGACCUGCUGGAAGUGCUGGACAUGUAUCCCGACUUCGCUGACAUGUUCUGGAACAACUUGGAGAUCACCUUCAACCUGAGAGAUGUAGAUAGAAUACACCAGCCAACCCCGAGCAAGGACUCUGAAUGUGGCUACCGCCGGACAAGGCAUCGCAGAAGCUCCCUGCGUCGUCGAAACCGACCGGACGGCAUGGACCGUGAAGACUCUUACCCUGAUCAGUCCUGUCCAAUGGUAAACCACCACCAAGGCACGAUGGCAGGAUCCCACUGGGAAGACCUCUGCAGCAGCCCAAGCAUCUGUUCUCAGUCUAGUGAUGAGGAGAUGAAGCCCAUGGGGCACAGCAAGGGGGAGCUGUAUCCCAGCAGGGGUGACACCAGAGACUAUCCCCCAGCUGUGGUCAACCUCCUGCCUCACAGUGGACCCUCAGCAGGGAUGGGACCGCCUGUAGACCUCGGUGGUCCACCAUACUCAGCAGCAGCCCCCAUCAGCAUGUCUGGCCUGUAUAGCUAUUGGCCAGAUCGCAGAGCCAGCCAGUUCUCGGACAGCCAGGGACGACCGUCCUCUGUCAGGGCCAGUUUCCAUCCUCCACCCUGUGCUGAGGAUCGGCCCAGUGAGUUGGAGUCCAGAUUGGAGCUGCUGCAGUCCCAGCUGAACAGGCUGGAGACUCGUAUGACAGCAGACAUCAACGUGAUCCUGCAGCUCCUCCAGAGGCAGAUGGCCCCAGUGCCUCCGGCCUACAGCGCUGUGUCCCCAAGCCCUCACCCGCCUCACCCCACCACCCUGUACAGCACAGGAACACCCACAAUCCACACUGUCCCUCCAAUCCAGCCAGUACAGAUCGACAGCACUGCCUCACUGCUGCAGAGUCCAGACUCUGACUUCAACCACAAAUCCAAGGACUCCCUGUCAAGCGGGAUCCAUCUCACUGUGGCCUCCGAUGACACCGUGUCCAUGUCGCCAGACGCUGACCCGCCACAUCUGCCCUCUGUGGGCCUCACCCCUCCUCAAUUGUCAGGGGCUCUAGAGCCUCCUGGACUGCUAUGUGUCAGCCAGCGCUUCCCCUCCCUCCCUGAGCACCUGGAGACCUCUACAGAGAUGCAGGAGAUCCAGCGGCAUGUCUCUGACCCUAUCUUGCCAGGCAGCUAGAGAACCAAUCACCAACUCCACCCUAAAGCCUGGUCCUUUGGACGGGACAGUCAUAUGUUCCCCACUUUCCUCCUUUAAAACCUCCUUUGUCCUGUUCAGAUGCUGCUGUAGAACGUGGGAUGCAGAGUUAAGAGUGCCUCCUGUUUCCUACAUACAGACUCUACGGCGCCCCCACAGGCUGCUGUGGGUGCGUGCCCCAGCGUCACUUCACACCUGAGGUCCUGUGCAAUGAAGAGAUUAUUCCUAUCUAGCAGGGUGGGCAAAAACACAAGUUGACAGUUAAUACAUACAAACAUAUACAUGCGUUAUUCACUGGAUCUGAAGGCUACGCAAACUGCAUCCCAGUCCAAGGCUUCCUUGAAGAGAGGUGAAAUGUCAAGGACUACUAAUAUGUUUCACAUGUGAAAAAUUAUCUGCAUUCACUUUGUAUAAGAAUUGCACAUUUAGACUUGAGCUUAGAAAAAUGUAAUCAUUUAUUUGGAAUUGAAUUUAUUUUCCUAAUAGAGAUGUGUUGAUCACGAUAAGAACGAUACACCUAGUAAAUGUAAUAAAUUAUGAGUGUUAUAAGUUAGAGACUCACUUUAUUGUUUUGGUGUAUGUUGGAAAAAUAUCAAAAGGCAUUCUGUAGCUGUCUGGCGCACUGUGAAGGAUGGUGGCUUCAAGGAUAAAGUGUAAUGUUCAUCUCAUAUUUCAUGCUCUGACAUUUAAUCACUAGAAGGUAUUACAACAUACACAACCAAGCAGAGCAGAAUAACUUCAUAGUUUCUUGUACAUUUACACGUAGCUCUUACAAUUUUGUUUUGAUCAUGACUGCUUUGCUUGGUUUCCCCUCUUCCUGUUUCUGUACAUCUACACUCUUCAACUCAAACAUGUGUCAGCUACUUUUCAUGGUCACAUGGUUUCAUAAUAUACCUGAUGUGUUUAUCUAAAAGUGCCAACAUUAGAGGACUCGUUCUCCCGUCCUCUAGCCUGUGAUACUUAAACAGUUAACAUACUUAAACUGCAGACAGCUGUUUCACGUCAACUGAGUGACAAGUGAAGUGGACGGUAACUGUCAGUCACACACAGUCACAGUGACGUCGUCUCAAGGCGUCCUUUGUUGAGAUGAAUCCACAGUUACAACCACAAGGUGAAUGUAAUGACUUUUUAAGCAUUUAUAAUUCUGUAUAAUGUUUCUUGAAGCACAAAUUCCUGUUAUUUAUCUUUUUUAGAUUAAAGACACACUGCAGAGU
Epinephelus moara (kelp grouper) is the source of this 5520-nucleotide messenger RNA. It is a transcript of the gene kcnh6a, whose product is annotated as potassium voltage-gated channel, subfamily H (eag-related), member 6a. The record is from RefSeq and is a predicted model, not a curated record. The transcript is spliced from 16 exons. NCBI's taxonomy places the organism in Eukaryota, Metazoa, Chordata, Actinopteri, Perciformes, Serranidae. Gene Ontology annotation, molecular function: inward rectifier potassium channel activity. Gene Ontology annotation, cellular component: membrane. Gene Ontology annotation, biological process: potassium ion transmembrane transport; regulation of heart rate by cardiac conduction; regulation of ventricular cardiac muscle cell membrane repolarization. Bases 653 to 4288 code for a protein of 1211 amino acids.